Miscanthus lutarioriparius is the source of this 1119-nucleotide messenger RNA. The record is from the annotation of a GenBank genome assembly. NCBI's taxonomy places the organism in Eukaryota, Viridiplantae, Streptophyta, Magnoliopsida, Poales, Poaceae.
AUGGCGUGGACGGCGGGGGAUCCAUCGGCAGCGGAGGCUCUCCGCCGCGGCCGCAUCCUCUCCAGCCGCCUCUACCUCGACGGCGUCCCCAGCUCCAAGGCACCCGUGGUCUACUCGCCGGCGUACGACAUCGAGUUCAACGGGAUCGAGAAGCAGCACCCGUUUGAUUCGGCGAAAUGGGGUCGCGUCCGCAACUUCCUUGUGGCCGCGGGGCUCCUCCAGGACGACCGGAUCAUCGAGCCGCUGGAAGCCUCCGAAGAUGAUCUGCUAGUGGUGCACUCAGAGUCAUACUUGAGCAGCCUUAAGAGCAGUGCGAUGGUUGCCCGCAUUGUAGAGGUUCCAGCAGUGGCACUACUACCUAACUUGCUUGUUCAGCAAAAACUCCUUUAUCCAUUUCGGAAGCAGGUGGGUGGCUCCAUUUUAUCAGCCAAACUUGCACUAGAAAGAGGAUGGGCUAUCAACAUUGGCGGAGGCUUCCACCAUUGUUCGGCAGAGGAAGGGGGUGGAUUUUGUGCAUAUGCUGAUAUUUCUCUGUGCAUCCAUUUUGCUUUCGUUCGUUUAAAUAUCUCAAGAGUAAUGAUCAUUGAUCUAGAUGCUCACCAAGGAAAUGGCCAUGAAAAAGACUUUGGGAGUGAUGGGAGAGUUUACACCCUGGACAUGUACAACUCUGGAAUAUAUCCUUUUGAUCAUGUGGCUAAGAAGUACAUUGAUCAAAAGGUCGAGUUAGAUAGUGGGACAAAAACAGAAGAUUAUUUGGAGAUCCUUGAUAAAGCUCUCAAGGUAGCUGAAAGUAGAUUUCAGCCCCAGUUGAUUCUGUACAAUGCUGGAACUGAUAUUCUAGAUGGCGAUCCUUUAGGCAGCCUAAAGGUUAGCCCGGAGGGUGUGAUUACUAGAGAUGAAAAGGUUUUCAGGUUUGCAAAGGAUCAGAGUAUUCCUCUCCUGAUGCUGACAUCAGCUUGUUUUAACUGGGCAUCGUUUGUGAUGUGCAAAAUAUCCAACGUCUUCCGGGUGUAUUCUGUAGAGCCCCGCUUCUUGACGUCAACCCUCAAACUCUCCUCUGGUAUGGAUUCUGACUUGGAAAUGGAAUUGAUAACUGCAUUCAGUAUGCUGUUUUUCUGA